AUGACGCACGUCUCCCUGCACCGCUGUCGUUUCGUCGACUACACCCCCCCGCAGAUCACCUCUAUCGCAUUUUCACACCCUUCAACCCCAUCCUCCGCGCACCCCCCGCCACCGACGCUCCGCGCCGCAAUCGGCCGCACAAACGGCUCCAUCGAGAUCUGGAACCCGCUCGGCAGCUGCUGGCACCACGAGAGCACGCUGCAGGGCGGCCAGGACCGCUCCAUCGAGGGCCUCACAUGGGUGCAGGACCACGAUGCCACCGCCGGAAAGGGCGCCCUGCGCCUGUUCAGCAUUGGGUACUCGUCUGUUGUGACGGAGUGGGAUCUGGCUGCGGGGCGGCCCAAGGCGCAUCUUGACUGCAACGGCGGCGUUAUUUGGAGCAUUGCUGCGCAGCCGCGCUGGGCUGGUGCCGGUGCGGGGGAAGAGGGCGGCGAGGAGGAGACCGCGCAGAAGAUUGUCGUGGGCACAGAGGAUGGGGCGUUGACGGUGGUGUCCACGGCUGGCGGAGAAAUGACGUAUGUGAGGGGUCUGAUGAGGGCUGGUACAUCGAAGUCGAGGGUGCUCUCGUUGGUCUGGAAGGACCGGUAUACGGUGGUUGCGGGGAUGGCGGACUCGACGAUCCGUGUGUGGGAUGUGAGGUCCGGAAGGUCUACAUCGAGGAUGUCGCUGAAUAAAGAGAAGGGCAGAGAGGUCCUGGUUUGGUCGGUGAAGGUAUUGCUGAAUGGGGAUAUUGUCUCGGGAGACUCGAGGGGUGAGGUCUGCUUCUGGGAUGGGAAGAACUACACCCUCCAGCAGAGAAUCAAGAGCCAUGAGGGAGACUGCCUAGCAGUUGAGGUUGGCGGAAUCAAUGGCGAUACGGUCAUCUCUGGCGGUGUCGACAUGCGUACCAUUGUCUACAAGCACAUUGGUGGUGCAAGACGGUGGGGACAGACCGCGAGGAGGAGAUUUCACAAGCACGAUGUGAGGGCAAUGGCUGCCUAUGAGUGUGGCAAGUUCAGUGCAAUCCUUUCUGGAGGUGUCGACAUGACCCCCAUCGUUAUCCCCUUACGCCAAUUCGGCGCAGAGCACCAGCUGGCUCUUCCUGCGAUCCCCCAGACACCAAUAAUUACCACAGUCCCGGAACACCGCUUGAUGAUGUCCUGGUGGGGACGGGAAAUCAAAGUUUGGCGUAUCGAAGAGCUCGAUGGAGACGAGAUGUACCCUCUCGCCGGUCAGGACGAGGAGCGCGGUAGAAAAUUAAUUAGUCGCAUUAUGCUUAGUAACGAAGAGAACCUCACAUCAGCGACAAUCACUCCUGUCCCCGAAAGCGAAGACUUCGUUCUCGCAAUCUCAACAAUUGCCGAAAUCAAGCUUUUCCACCUCAAGUCCAGCUCCUCCGAAGCUCUUCGAGUCCGGAAAAUCACAAUACCCACUACCCUAACCCUCGAAACCUCCGAAGAAGACGAUGAGUCCGACGACGAGCCCGACGAAAUCGAGCUCGCAAAAGAAGGCGCCAGGCUCAUCAAGUUCUCUCCAAACGGCAAAUCGCUUCUGGUAAUCACCCCCGACUCACGCAUUCUCACAGUAGUCCUCACCAUCUCCGGCGGUAAAUCACCCGUGUCAUUUGCUGGCAGCGUACACGAGCUCGCGCGACAAGACCGCCCAACCCCAGCAGUCAGCAAACAGCUCAUCCACAACUUCCAGCAGCGCUCCAAGAAGGGCAAGAAGCGCCGGGUUGAAGAAGGCUCCCUCCACCCCUACGACCGCACCAUCAACCGUGCCACCUUCUCAAGCAACAGCAGCAUCCUCGCCGUCGCCGACCUCAGCGGCUGGAUCGACACCUUUGUCCUCAAAUCCGGCGUGUGGUGUGCCAACGAAAACGGCAUCACACUCCCCAAGCUCAAAUCCGCCGCCGUAGCGAUGGAAUUCCGCCCCUACGUACCCCCCACCACACCCCCGCAGCUCACAAUUACCGAGAAGGGCGUCGAAUUCGAAGAGCUCCCCGAGUCCCAAACCCCAGACGACGAAGACCGCCUCCUCGUCGUCACCGCAAAAGACAACCACAUCCUCGAGUUCAACAUCCUCCAAGGCCGCCUCUCCGACUGGUCACGCCGAAACCCCUCCGAGCGCCUCCCGCACGACUUCAGGAUACAGAAAGACCGCGCCGCCGGCAUCGUCUGGGAGGUCUCAUCGCCAGGCAGCGACCUCCCCGCCGCAGAAGCAGCCGAGGAGGUCACAGGCCAGAAGCGGAAGCGCGACGCAAACGGCAGCAUCAAGGCGCCCAGCGAAUACGCCGCGAAGGGUGAGAGCGGAGCCGGUGACAAGGUCCUCCUCGGACAGUCCCGUGGUCUUGUCUUCUCUGCCCCCGCAAAGUCUGAGAAGUGUGUUAUCACCUCCGACGAUGAGGACGACAACGACACUGAAACGCCCUUCAAGCUCAUUCGCGAUAAGGAUGAGGACGAUGAGAAAGAGGAUGAGGACGAGAACCCGCUGAGCAAUGGCGAUAGCAAGAAGCUCUCAAAGCCGCAGCGGAAUAAGCCGUUCUGGAAAACAAACCGGUACAGAAAUCUCAUGGCCUUCCUGCCCGUCGGCAGGAAAGACGAGUUCACGUGGGGCCCAUCUGGAGAGCGCAUUGAAGCCAUGGAGAUGGUUGUGGUGGAGAGGCCCAGCUGGGAUAUGGAGAUGCCGCCGAGGUUUUACCAGGGGACUGCUUAG
Molecule: messenger RNA, 2694 nt
Organism: Morchella importuna
Lineage: Eukaryota; Fungi; Ascomycota; Pezizomycetes; Pezizales; Morchellaceae
Exons: 4
Coding region: 1-2694 (897 amino acids)
Biological process (GO): maturation of SSU-rRNA from tricistronic rRNA transcript (SSU-rRNA, 5.8S rRNA, LSU-rRNA)
Cellular component (GO): small-subunit processome; t-UTP complex; 90S preribosome
Molecular function (GO): RNA binding; protein binding
Source: RefSeq, a predicted model, not a curated record